Messenger RNA from Girardinichthys multiradiatus, 5966 nucleotides. It is a transcript of the gene nedd4a, whose product is annotated as NEDD4 E3 ubiquitin protein ligase a. The transcript has 25 exons. The record is from RefSeq and is a predicted model, not a curated record. Gene Ontology annotation, biological process: neuromuscular junction development; regulation of dendrite morphogenesis; receptor internalization. The coding region runs from base 53 to 3751 and encodes 1232 amino acids. Gene Ontology annotation, molecular function: protein binding; ubiquitin protein ligase activity; sodium channel inhibitor activity. Lineage: Eukaryota; Metazoa; Chordata; Actinopteri; Cyprinodontiformes; Goodeidae.
AGUUUGAUCAUGUAUGUCUCACCAGUGCGGCAGGGAUUAGAGAGUUAAACAAAUGGCACGUCAGCUCCGCUUGCAUUUCGCGUCAAGAAGAAGCAACACGGACCCCCUGUCUGAAAGCCUCAGCUGCCAUGGUGAAGAGAGCCUAGUCGGCGUGUCAGCGCACGACCCCGCAGAGAAUCUGGCGCACAGCUCUGUCCACUUGAAGGUGACUCCUCUGUCACCAGAGUUUGCCAACAGUCGGAGCUCUUCGGUGUUCAUAUCCAGGGUUAACUCUGGAGGCUGUAACAAGAAGAGCGUUGUGCAAAUCUCGUUGCAGCCAUGUGAAAAGCCAAGCGGAGAGUUGCAACGGAGUAUAGAAGAUGGAGACGCCGGUGUUGGGGACAGUGGAGCAGGUGUCUGCUCUGAUGGAAGCUCGUGCAACAGCAGCAUGGCCAGUGAUGCUGGGUACUGCAGCAGCAACAGCAUAUUUGAGCCAGAGCUUCCAGAAAAGCAGAGAGGCAACCAGGAGAGGACCGAGGUCUUCCACAGGUCCAAGGUCCCGCUACGGCGGUGCUCCUCCUUGGUUAUUAUUCCAAAGAGCCCAUGCAGCACUCCGCCUGCUUCUCCUGUAGGACCUGCGGCUCAAUUCACUCUGCCCCCAAUAAGAGGAUCUCAUCAGCCGUUUCUGCAGGCAUCUGCCAGUGAAUUCUUCCAAGCAGAUGAGGUAGUGACGAGUAAGGAGCCCAACGCCACUGCUUUAAGUGGCCACCAUCAGCCAAAAGGAAGCUACUCAUCCGAGUUUAGGGACUCAAAACACAUGGUGCACUUUAACAUCCCUUUAAAUGAUGAACCUAAAUGCAAACUGGAGGACAGGACUACAGGGAUUGAGCUGUCACCUAAUCUUCACUCUAGCAAAGUGAUGCUGCAUUUUGCCCACCAGAGACCAAUGGCAUCGGCAAAAAGAGCUGCAUCAGUGGCUUCAGUCAAUAGACAACAACCUGAUGCUCAUCACACAGCUAGACUCUCUGAAAGUCAAGAAGAAGCCCACAAAAAACUGUAUCGGAGUACCUCUGCUUGUUUAUUUUCCUCAGCUAAACAAACUGAGAAAAACAGUAAUGUCUCUUCAUCAGGGAAGGGUCAAGGGAAACACUGUCAUCAUGCCAUACAGAGGAGCUUCUCCCUUGAGGUGCCUUAUGCUAACCCUGGGAUUUCAUGUCACGUUUCAAACCCAAACCUCAGCAGCCCUCUUUCUCCACAUGUACACAUUCAUUUGUCUCCUUGCUGCCCCGCAAAAGUGCCCACUUCCCCUAAUGACUUUAAAGCGAAGCACAAAGGGAACAGAAAGACGCGUGAUGACUUUCUCGGACAGGUGGAUGUGCCCUUAAAUCAGAUACCGACAGAAAAUCCUAACUCACAAAGGCCAUACACAUUCAAGGAUUUUCUGCUCCAUCCACGAAGCCAUAAGUCCAGAGUCAAAGGUCAUCUGCGUCUUAAAAUGACCUACCUGCCGAAGAACUUGGGCUCAGAAGAAGAGACAGCAGAUCAGACAGAAGACUCGGAUCCUGGCUGGGAGCUUCUGGAUCAGGACACGUCAGGUCCCAGACAAAGCCAGCUGCUGCCUCCUGGCUGGGAGGAGCGGCAGGACAAUCUCGGAAGGAUCUACUUCGUCAACCAUGUGACCAGAACCACGCAGUGCCACCGACCCACAAUACAGGACAGCAAUGGGGAAAGUCACAGACAGCGGAAUAAUAACGUGGAUGUGGAACCGGCCUUCAUUACACGCAGACAGAUCUCAGACCAUGAUGAGAACGCCACCCCACAUGAGUCUCCAGAGAGCUGGGAGAUCAUUACAGAGGACGAAUCCACUUUGUAUCCCAGAAACCAUCAGCUCACAUCACCUUCGUCCCACGAGCCUCCAGUGUUCUCAUCAUUCAGCGACGAGAACAGAAACCUUCACGUUGAACGAUCCAUUGCUAGAGACCUCCGCAGUUCCCAUAAUAGUCACACAAGUAAUUCAAACCAUUCCGGCCUGAGAGAAAGUGCUCAGACCUCGGCAAGAGAGGAACAUCCAGUCAGUCCUGUGGUACUUCCAGCUACAGCUCAGUUGCCUCAAGACUGGGAGGAGAAGCGUGACGAUAAAGGAAGACGCUACUAUGUCAACCACAUCACCCGAACCACCACAUGGGUGCGACCAGUCAUUCAGAGAGCUCUAGAGGCAGCAGCAGAAACAGCACAGAAUGUAUCAGCUCUGCCUCAGAGCUCUAGCCCACCAUCUGUCAGACCAGGAGAGUCUUCUCAGCCCAGACCAAGCGCAGAGGCCACACCUGAGUUCGGCUCCAUGCCCAUGGGUUGGGAGGUGCGCAGCGCUCCAAAUGGGAGGCCUUUUUUUAUCGAUCAUAACACAAAGACGACCACCUGGGAUGAUCCCAGGCUUAGGAUUCCAGUGCACAUGAGGAGGACGGGCUCACUCGACCCCAAUGAUCUCGGCCCGCUGCCACCUGGUUGGGAGGAAAGGAUCCACAGUGAUGGGAGGGUAUUCUACAUAGAUCACAACACCAAGGCCACACAGUGGGAAGAUCCCAGAUUACAGAACUCAGCCAUAACUGGUCCAGCUGUGCCUUACUCUCGAGACUACAAACAGAAGUAUGAGUAUUUCAGAAAGAAGCUGAUCAAACCGGCCGACAUCCCAAACCGUUUCGAGCUGAAGCUGAAGCGAAAUUCGCUGCUGGAGGACUCCUACAGACGCAUCCUCGCAGUGAAGAGGCCACACCUGCUGAAGGCUCGACUGUGGGUGGAGUACGAGGGAGAAAAAGGUCUGGAUUAUGGUGGUGUGGCCAGAGAGUGGUUCUUCCUCAUGUCCAAGGAGAUGUUCAACCCGUACUAUGGGCUGUUUGAGUAUUCUGCCACAGACAACUACACGCUGCAGAUUAACCCGAACUCUGGUUUGUGUAAUGAAGACCACCUGACUUACUUCAAGUUCAUUGGUCGUGUGGCUGGCAUGGCGGUGUUUCAUGGUAAACUCCUUGAUGCUUUCUUCAUUCGGCCUUUCUACAAGAUGAUGCUGCAGAAGCCCAUUACUCUGCAGGACAUGGAGUCUGUUGACAGCGAGUACUUUAACUCCUUAAAGUGGAUUUUAGAGAAUGAUCCAGAAGAUUUGGACCUGAGUUUUGCCAUUGAUGAGGAGCUGUUUGGAGAGACUCACCAGCAUGACCUAAAACCCAACGGCUCAGAGAUUGUUGUCACCAAUGAAAACAAGAGGGAAUACAUCGACCUGGUGAUGCAGUGGAGGUUUGUGAACAGAGUACAGGAACAGAUGACAUCUUUCAAAGAGGGAUUCUUUGAGCUGAUCCCAAAGGAUCUGAUCAGGAUUUUUGAUGAAAAUGAGCUUGAGCUGCUAAUGUGUGGCCUUGGAGAUGUGGAUGUGAAUGACUGGAGGCAGAAUACCAAUUACAAGGGUGGUUACAGCGGUGACCACGUAGUGAUACAGUGGUUUUGGAAAACUGUACUGCUGAUGGAUGCAGAAAAGAGAAUCCGGCUCCUACAGUUUGUGACGGGAACAUCCAGAGUUCCAAUGAAUGGGUUUGCUGAACUCUAUGGGUCUAAUGGACCACAGCAGUUUACCAUCGAGCAAUGGGGCACAAGGGAUAAACUUCCCAGAGCUCAUACAUGCUUCAACCGCCUGGACCUUCCACCUUACGAGUCCUUCGAGGAGUUAAGGGAGAAGCUUAACAUCGCUAUUGAGAAUGCACAAGGCUUCGAUGGGGUAGAUUAAUGCGCGUGUUUGGAUGCGCAGAGCUGACAUUGCUGCAGUCAGAGUGUAUCUGACGAGGAUCUCAACUUGCCAGCAGUGUGACAGAUGAAGGAAAAUCACAUAGCCAACAUUCAGGCAACUGUUGGAGCACACAGGAGAAGAAAAGUGACAGAUAUUAUUAUAUCUGCAUUUUUAAAAGUUUACAAAUCAGAUUUUUUUAUCAGGAGUCACUCAGAGGCGCAUGUAUUUACUGUUGUUUGUUCUGCUUAAAUGUUCAGAUAUUUUUUAAAGAAAAGUUGAUUUUUGUGAGCUGAUAUGCAUAAAUACUGUGAAUGUGAUCUGUGAGAUUAUAAAUUCAUGCCUCUUUUAUUGAAAAUGUCUGAGACACUGGUUUGAAAUAAUCAAACCGCAUCCAGCUUUGAAGGGUACAGCCUGUAAAAGCCAUGUGAAAUUACCGAAAUGCAGCAAAUAUCAACAUCUUCACUCCUACCUGAGGAAAAUCUAUACCUAGAGAGAUGUCCUCAUUCUUUUUCUCAAUAGUUUUCUAAUGACACAGUCAGGCAUUAAUUUCCACCUAAAGGUACAUGAAACUCCAGCACAGCUUUAGCAAAAUGAAAAAGGGAAUGUCUGUUUAUUUUAGGCGUUUUCCACAGUAGAAACAUGGUGUCAGUCACUGCCAGCUAUACGGAUAAAUACUGCUUCUGUUAUAUGUUUUGGUCUUCAUCAGAGUCAGCGUUUUAACAGAGCUCAAACAUGUUAGGGGGAAUAUUUCAAUGAUAGAUUAAAAUAAAAAAUUUUCCCAGCUCCAUUUAAAUUUUUACUACUUCUUAAAUUGAAAAUCAACAAAGAUCUAUUAGAACGCAAUUAGCCACAAUAGAUUAUUCCUACAUUUUAAAAUGUCUCUGUAGGGGAUAACUGUGGCUUGAAAUGCUUUAUUGUGAAAAUCCUCUGUAAUGUUUUGAGUUGCUAUGUUUUUACAUGACAUUAGUUUAUUUUCUGUAUCUUAUAUUUUUUCAUUCCAGUAUUUCAGAUACACGGAGGCAUGGACCCUAAAGCCAUUUAUUGCGGACGCUGUUACAUACACAUUUGAGCGACAUCAGUUAUUCUAAAUGUGUCGGCGUAUAAAUAAAAUAUUAAGCUAGUGAUGUACGUGGACCAGUAAAAAGCUUCAGUAAUUAUUCUGUAGUCCACGGAAGAGAGGAAGUGACUGCAUGCAGUGUUGGAUUGUGCUGAAAUACUAUGCACUCUUGUAUAUAUUGAUGUAAGCCAAGAAUCUCUUAAUUUUGGAGUUUCUCCCACGUUGCAUAAAUGUAUUGUACAUGCAUAUAUAUAACUGUGCCUUCUACAUCUACUUGUAGCGUCCUUGUAUGCUAUAAAUAUGAUCAAUUCUGACGGCACCGACAGAAUCGAUGUAAAUUCACCUUUUAUCUCUGGGUGGUAGCUUUGCAUAAAUAUUUGCAAGCUGACCUUUAUCUGUUAAAUAGUUUUACUGCCUUUUUGUCUAGUGAUACUAUUGUUUUAUCACAAACUCAUUAGGGGUGUCUGAUUGCAGCUCUGUGCUCUAUUUUUGAGAGUGCAUUUUCAGCAUUUUUUGUGUACAGAUUAUUAAUCUCAAAGUGAGAACUAAUUUGUAAUACCUUUGUAUGAAAUGGCUGUACUUGAGCAGUAGUUGUACCAUUAUCUGACAGGUGAAAUGUGUUUACACUAGCUGCCAUGUUUACAGAUCUGUGAGGGUGGAAGAUGAUGUGGCCUGGUUCCUGUCUUUAAAAUGUUCUUACUACUGCUUUUAUAAAUUUAAGCACUUUGUUGAUAUUGAUGAGUCUUACUUCUAAACUGAAUUUUUGCCAUAGUGUUGCCUACAGGCUGUCUAAAUCACUCAUGAUUUUUUCAUGUGCACAUGUUUAAAUGUUUGCAUGUGAACCUUGCUUAAAACAAGCACUUUCUCUUCUUUCAUAUUCAUUUUAAAGAGAAAUACCAAGGCCUUCAUUUGUGACAUGGUAUGCAGACUAUAAUUGUACUAUCAUAUCUAAAAGGCAGUUGUCGGUGAAUGUAUCAUCCUCCUCUAGAGGCAACACUGUCUGUUAUAUCAGGUUUUUGCAUUUUACUGAGAUGCAUAACAGCAACACUGUACAUGUAGUUUAAUGGACAUAAUUAGUUGUUUAUUAUUAUUUUAACUAACCAUAGCACAUCUAUAGACUGAAUAUUAAUGUUUGCAAAAUAAACACAAAAACCCAGA